AUGCAUGCAGAUGACGAUUAUGAUGACGAUGGACCAGACCUGGAGCUGCUGGAACUGCUCAGGCAGUCCCUCGGCCUGGGAGAACGCACCUCAAAGACACCGCCACCAGCAGAGACAAAGGUGCUCGAGGGCGCGAAGUUCAUCUUUGACAACGCUAUAGAUGUUGCCCUUGAUCCAAAGGGAACGAAGUCCGCUGCCAGGACCAUUUGGAAGACGAUGCAGGCAAAGGAGUACUCGACUGAGUCAUGGUCAGCUCACGAGCUGCAUCCAAAGGCCAAAGACGAAUCCACUGUCAACUUUAUAUUUACCAUGGAUCUGCUUAACUUCAGCUUCUGGUCUGAGCUGGAUGCUUCGAAGAGAUUCGCGAUUGAGUAUCGCGGUAGGAAGUGGACUGGUUAUUGGAGUCUGGUCGCUGCCCUGCAGAGGGCUCUUGAUGAGGAGAUACCCAUUACGAGCUCCGACUUUUGGCAGGAUGAAAAUGAGUGCACGGAUGAAGUGUUGAGACAUGUUUUCCGGUCCGCCACAGACGAGGAAAUUCCUCUCCUCCAGGAACGCAUUGCCUGUCUACGAGAAGCAGGAUCAGUUCUUUACGAGAAAUAUGAAUGCAGUUUCACCAACUGCAUUGCAGAAGCAAAUGGCUCAGCAGCAGCUUUGGUCAAUCUCCUGGCUCAAAACUUCCCAUGCUUCAGAGACGAGACCGAGUUCUGCGGAAAGAGGGUCAGGUUCUACAAGCGGGCUCAGAUCCUCGUUGCUGAUCUAUGGGCUUGCUUCCAAGGCCAGAGCUACGGAGAGUUUCAUGAUAUUGACAAAAUAACCAUGUUUGCCGAUUAUCGUAUCCCUCAAAUGCUUAACCAGCUUGGCUGCCUGCUGUUCUCUCCUCCCUUAGAGAGUGUUAUUCGGCAGCGCAAGCCCAUACCUAGCGGUCAUCAGCGAGAGGUCGAGCUUCGUGGUGCUAGCAUCUGGGGCGUCGAACUAAUACGGCGAGAAAUACAAGAGCUCCAGCGGCAAACGAACGGCCAUCAUGAAACCGAUACGUCCAAGCCUCUACAUAUCAAUGCCAUCUUGAUUGACUUUUUCUUGUAUGAUCUGGUCAAGGAUAUGGAGGCGGGCGGGAAAGAGACUAUCCCGCAUCACCGGACGAGGAGCAUCUGGUACUAA
This is a messenger RNA of Nannizzia gypsea CBS 118893, 1158 nucleotides long. RefSeq lists its product as hypothetical. NCBI's taxonomy places the organism in Eukaryota, Fungi, Ascomycota, Eurotiomycetes, Onygenales, Arthrodermataceae. Bases 1 to 1158 code for a protein of 385 amino acids. The transcript is spliced from 4 exons. The record is from RefSeq and is a predicted model, not a curated record.